AUGGCCGAGCCGGGGGAGCCGGGGCGCGCGUGGCGGGUGCUGGCGCUGUGCGGGGCCGCCGUCUUCCUGGCGGCGGUGGCGGCCGCCGCGGCGCUGCUGGCCUGGAACGUGGCUGCCCGGGGCCGUCGCUGCCCGGAACCGGGGGCCAACGCGACGGCGCCGCCCGCGGACGCGGCGCCCGAGGUCGAAGACCUGCGGCGGCGGCUGGCGGAGGCUGAGCGGCGCGAGCUGGAGCUGGCCGGACAGCUGCACCGGGCCGAGGGCGUCCGUCGGGGGCUGGAGGAGGCGCUGCAGGGCUGCGAGGGCCGCCAGAACCGGCUUGAGACCCAGCUGACAACACUGAAGAUUGAGAGAGAGGAGGCCAAGGAGCAGGAGACUCAGAUGGGGGCCGAGAACGGGGCGCUGGCAGAGGCCCUGGCCCGCUGGGAGGCUGCGGCCACGGAGUCUGCCCGGCAGCUGGACGAGGCGCAGCGGCGCGCACGCGCAGCCGAGGCCGAGGGCGGAGCCUGCGCGGCCCGGGCGGCGGCGCUGCUCCAGCGGGUCCACGCCCUGGAAGCCCGGGUGGGCCACCAGCGUAGAGCGUCGCGCCCCCGGCCCCGCAAGGGAUCGCGCCACCGGCCCAGCGCCCGCUCGCGCCUCCAGCCCGGAUCCUCGGGGAGCUGCCGGCGGCCGGUGCGCCGCGCACGAGGGUGACUCGGCCCCAGUGCCCCCUCAACGCUCAGCCUUAGACCCAGGGGCCACCCUGAAAGGACACUGUACAGGAAAGGGGCUCGUAUCCUCUCUAGGACCAAAUAGAGCUUAUUUUACAGAUGGGGAAACUGAGGCUCAUGAUGUCACACACUGAAAUGGUACUGAGCUUGGACUUGAAGUUCCCUCUGACUUCAGUGCCUCCCCCGUCCCACAGUCGUGAGGACUUAGAGUCCAGCCCUGGCUCAGAAGUGACCUCGGAGGGUCACUUCCCUUCUCUGGGCCUCAGUUUACCCUGUCUGUAAAAUGGGUGAUUAGAAUCCUGUUUAGGGAGUUGAUGUAUCCUUGAUACGCAAAGUUGGCAAAGAUGGCACAUCAGGAAAUCUACAGACCCCUCUCCCUGUGAGAAGGAUAAGAAGUUCCCCAAUGGAGUUUUAGCAAAGGGAAUUCAGUAGCAGGUUUUAAAACUCUGCCACAGGUGCCGGAGAGGCAGGGGAGUGGUGUGACUUUAUAUAUGGAAAACCCAAGGAACUGACUACAACUUUCCUGAAUGUAAACAACUAACUAGAAAAUACUUAAGAAGGAAAGAAAGAUCCCCCAUUUAGGAUAGUUUUUUUUUUUUUUUUUUAAAUACCUGGAAAUAAAUUAAUUCCAUUAUUAUGUAAGGAGCUCUUAUGAAUUAACUAAAAGGAAAAACUCAGUAGAAAAAUGGGCAAAGAACUCGAACUUUCUUUCAGGUCACAGAAAUAUAAAAAAUGGAUGCUCAACCUCACUCAUAGAAAAGAAACGCAAGUUGAAGCUGCAAGCCAUCAAUUUGGCCAAGAUUAAAACAAAAUUAAAAACAAAACAAAACAAAACUGUUUGCUAAUAUACAUUGCUGUGGCUACAGCCCCUUGUUGGUACAGCCGCACAGAAGGGCAAUUUUCUAGAAUCUAUGAAAAUUUAAGAUGCAUUUACUCUUGACUCAUCAGUUCCCUCCUAGGAAUUUUUUUGCAACCAUAUUUACAUGUGUGAAAAAUGAACUAAAUGCAUUGCAGAAUCUUAGAUUGGAUCGUAGAACAGAAAAAACACUUAGUGGUAAAACUGGGGAACUGAAAGAUAGUCUGGAGUUUAUGGUUCAUUUCUUAGUUCUGAUGCUGCACCACGGUUAUAUCAGAUUUUAAUGAUGGGAAAAACUUUCAGGAUUCUCUGUACUAUCUUGCAAUUUUUCUAUAAAUCUAAAAUUAUGCCUAAAUACAAAGUUUAUUUUUAAAAAGGAGGCAAAAAGCAAAAAAAAUGAAUGGGGAGAUUUAUUGUCCCAUUCUUGGUGAUUGCAAAAAAUUGGAAACAACCUAAAUAUCCGUCAAUUGGGGAUUGUUUAAAGAAGUGACUACCUGCCCACUCGUGCAGUGGAAGACUAUACAGCUGUUAAAAAGACUGCAGCGAAUCGACUCCAAGAUAUGUUAAUGUGUAAAGCAGGGAGGGCAAUUAUUUGUGUACGUUUUUAAAAAAAUGGAUGAGGGUGUGUCUUGUAUCCAAAUACAAGACACUGGUCACAGAGGUGGGAGCGAACUAGGGAGCUGGGAGUGGCGGGAAUGGCAGUGUCCCUUUUCUCUGCACACCCUUUUUUGUACAGUUUGCAUUUUUAAAAUCAUGCAUGUGCA
Molecule: messenger RNA, 2330 nt
Organism: Choloepus didactylus (southern two-toed sloth)
Lineage: Eukaryota; Metazoa; Chordata; Mammalia; Pilosa; Megalonychidae
Gene: CCDC194
Product: coiled-coil domain containing 194
Exons: 4
Coding region: 1-693 (230 amino acids)
Source: RefSeq, a predicted model, not a curated record